Molecule: messenger RNA, 669 nt
Organism: Ctenocephalides felis (cat flea)
Lineage: Eukaryota; Metazoa; Arthropoda; Insecta; Siphonaptera; Pulicidae
Product: GTP-binding protein RHO1-like
Exons: 6
Biological process (GO): small GTPase-mediated signal transduction
Molecular function (GO): GTP binding; GTPase activity
Source: RefSeq, a predicted model, not a curated record
AUGUCUCGAAAAGAAAAUAAUAAGACGAAGUCCUGUCAAGAGCAGCAAAAGAAUUUGAAAUUAGUACUAGUUGGAGAUACAAGAUCAGGAAAGACUUCCUUAGCUAAAAGGCACACCAGCAGCACAUUUACAAAUUGCUAUGUGCCUACAAGUUUCGAGAAAUACUCAUCUUCAACUGAAUUAUGCGGCAUUAACAUGAAUUUUGAAAUCUGGGAUACCUCAGGUUCCUCUGCUUAUGACACUGUUCGGCCCUUAGCUUAUCAGGAUGCUAACGCGUUUUUAUUUUGUUUUUCUGUUAUGGAACCGCAUAUGCUAGAAAAUAUUGUUAAUAAGUGGUAUCCUGAGGUGCAAGUAUACGCCCCCGGAGCUCCUAUAAUUUUAUGUGGCUGUCAGGCGGAUAUUAAAAACGGAGAUGUGCUAGUUUCUCCUGAAGAAGCUAUGGUGAUAGGACGCAAAAUCGGGGCAGUAACUUACAUUGAGACUUCGGCCAAAUUAGCAGAUCGAAGUGUAUCUGACGCUUUCGAGGUAGCAGCUUUAGCAGCUACUGGUCGCUUGAGCAAGAAACAAACUCAGAAAAUCAGCAAUCAGAUCACCCGCAGCAAAACAAAAAAUAGUUACAAAACUGAGUUGAAAAUAAAACCAGAAAAACUGCACCAUAAUGUGACAUAG